Camponotus floridanus (Florida carpenter ant) is the source of this 3340-nucleotide messenger RNA. RefSeq names its product importin-9 (gene Ipo9). The coding region runs from base 191 to 3286 and encodes 1031 amino acids. Gene Ontology annotation, molecular function: small GTPase binding. Lineage: Eukaryota; Metazoa; Arthropoda; Insecta; Hymenoptera; Formicidae. Gene Ontology annotation, biological process: protein import into nucleus. The transcript is spliced from 14 exons. Gene Ontology annotation, cellular component: nuclear envelope; cytosol. The record is from RefSeq and is a predicted model, not a curated record.
CCAAUUUGUCGCGAACCGGCUUUUAGAAAAUGUAGAAAAUUUUGAACUUUCAUCCGCGCACGACCGAUUCAUAUAUUUCAAGAUGCCAGGGCUGUCAUAAUAAUAUGUAAAAGUAUAUACGACGAUUAUAAAAUAGAACAGAUGCUGUAAAUUUAGAUGCUGGCUAGUAAGCUAAUUUUUAUUUCGCACAAUGAUUGCCAGCGACAUACAAGGCUCCUUAAAGGAAGCUCUAUAUGAAACAUUAACAGAAAUUUUAUCACCGCAUUAUGAAACUCGUAAAGCAGCGGAACAGAGAAUUCAAGCUUUAGAAGUGACGGAGGAAUAUGGAAUACACUUGACAGAAUUUGUCAUUGAUCCCAAUGGGCAUUUACCUAUCAGACAGUUGGCUUCCGUUUUAUUGAAGCAAUAUGUUGAAACACAUUGGUGUUCAUUGGCUGAUAAGUUCCGUCCACCAGAGCUUAACAAUACUGCUAAAAAGAGGAUUAAAGAGUUAUUACCCUUAGGACUUCGAGAAUCUAUUAGUAAGGUACGAACUGCAGUGGCUUAUGCAAUAUCCGGUAUAGCACAUUGGGAUUGGCCUGAAAAUUGGCCUGCCUUGUUUGAUGUGCUUGUCAGCUGUUUAAGAGAGGAGAGCGAAUAUGCUGUUCAUGGAGCAAUGAGAGUCUUGACAGAAUUUAGUCGAGAUGUUACAGACACUCAGCUGCCUAAUGUAGGACCUAUUAUUCUUCAAGAGAUGUACAGGAUAUUUCAAAGUGAAAAUUAUUCGAUUAGAACGCGUGGUCGUGCGGUUGAGAUUUUCAUAACUAUUACAACUUUGGCUGCUAAUAUGGGAAUGCAUGAAAAAGGAUUUACGGAGCAGUAUCUGCAGCCAAUCAUUCCUAUGUUUUGUGAAAAGUUUGUUGAGUGCCUCAGAGUGCCUAACAGCCCAACUAGUGACAGUGGAUUCAAAACAGAUAUUAUUAAAGCCAUAAAUUGUCUUGUCACAAAGUUGCCCAAAUAUGUAUCGCAUCUUUUACCUGAAAUGCUGCCACCCAUAUGGGAAACUUUAUGUCAAAGUGCAAAAACUUAUCAAGAAACGACGGUCAAUGCCGAUGAAGACAUCAAUGAUAAAGAAGUUGAUUCUGAUGGUGAAGUAAUCAAUUUUAACAGUUUGAUUAUUGCAAUAUUUGAAUUUGUCCAGAAUAUCGUGGAACGCAAGAGGUUUAUAAAUAUGUUAGAUAAUAUGCUACCAGAAAUAAUAUAUUAUCUAAUAAUAUUUAUGCAAAUAACAUUCGACCAGAUUCAACAAUGGACAACUAAUCCGAAUCAAUUUGUCGAGGAAGACGAAUGCAUGUUUGAUUAUAAUGUCCGUAUUUCCGCACAAGAAUUUUUAACAACUCUUAUAAAUAAUUUUGAGGAAAAAGCAGUACAUGCGCUUUGCGAUGUAAUUACACGACAUAUUGAAGCAACAAAGGCACUACAAGCCGGUAACGGUGAUGGCAGCAAUAGCAACGAAAGUUGGUGGAAAUUACGAGAAUCGUCUCUUCUAGCAUUGAGCUUAUCUAAGAAUAACGUUGUUGAACAGCAGCAGGCUGGAAUGUUACAGUUCGAUAUUAUCAGAUUUCUAGACACAGUUGUUUUGGGAAUGUUAAAUGACUCAGAAUCGCCACCGUUACUUCUCGGUCGCUGCUUAUGUCUCGGCGGACGAUACGCCAAGAUAAUGCCGCCAGAAGUGAGUUCUCGAUUUUUGGAAGCGACGGUCAAUGGCUUACAGGAAAAUCAACCACCUUGUAUACGCAUCAGUGCUGUUAAAGCAAUCUAUUGGUUUAGCGAAGCGUCAGUUGAGAAAGAUUCCAUCAUCAACAUAAUAGGCUGCCAUAUGCUCAAUAUAUUUCAAGGAUUAUUCAGUCUAGUUAGUCAACCGAACACGGAUGUUCUAAUCUUGGUCAUGGAGACGUUUCAAAUACUAGUCUGGCAACAUAGAGAAUUUACAGCAUCAGUGGAAAACAAGAUUUGUCCUUUGACAAUCGCAGUGUUUGUAAAGUUUCACAGUGACCCGACCAUCCUAGAUAUAUGCCAGAACAUAUUCAAGGACUUGACGCAAAAUCCAAGCUGCAUCGAGCCACUGCAAACUCGUAUAAUACCUACGCUCACGAGCAUGAUGGCGAUAACUCCUAUGAAUAAAUCAAAGGAUGAGGGAUCUCGAGCAGUAGCAUUGGACGUGUUAAAAGUUCUUGUACAAUAUUCACCGACACCUCUGAGUAACGCUUUGGUCGAGACCGCUUUUCCGGCUGCUUGUCACUGCGUUCUCAAUUCGGAGGAUCACGCGACGCUGCAGAAUGGUGGAGAACUCAUACGCAGCUAUUUAUGCGUGGCGGCGGAACAAGUCAUCGUGCAUCGAGACAGCGAAGGACAAACUGGAUUGCAGUACAUAUUGGAAAUAAUCGCUCAACUUCUAAAUCCACAGUCGAGCGAAUUUACUGCCACUUUUGUCGGACGUUUGGUCACGACGCUGAUUAAAAACGUUGGGAACAAUCUGGGCGAAAAUCUUGAUCUAUUAUUGAAAGCGGUGUUGAGCAAGAUGCAAAGCGCUGAAACGUUGAUCGUUAUGCAGAGCCUAUUGAUGAUUUACGCGCAUCUCAUAAAUACGCAGUUUGAUGCUGUGUUGAACUUCCUAUCGACUGUGCCAGGUCCGACCGGACAAAGCGCAUUAGCAUUCGUACUGUCUGAAUGGGUCAGCAGACAGCGUCUGUUUCUCGGUAGGUACGAGCGCAAAGUCGCGACGGUCGCAUUGUGCAAGAUUCUCGAAUACGGAGUCACUCACGGAGAUAGCAGAUUGGACGAGAUUACAGUCAAGGGGGACAUGAUUAUUUCAGGAAUUGAAGAUGGUGUGAGGACCAGAAGUAAAGCUGAAUCGCAACCUUACGAAUGGACUUCGAUGCCUGUACUUGUAAAGAUUUUUAAAGUAAUAAUCAAUGAAUUGGCAAAUGAUAUCGAAAUUAUUAACGCCACUCAAGAUACGGAAAACUCUGAUGAUGAGGAUGAAGACGAAGACGAUGAUGAAUUGAUAGAUCCUGGAAAUGAGACUGAGAACAUUUUACAAUUUGGGGGUACGGAUGAAGAUAAUGACGAUGAAGAGGAUCCGGAAUUAUUGCGAGAUUCUAUUUACCAUUUGAAUCUCGGUCAAUAUCUGCGCGAUUUCCUGUUGAAUUUCUCCACUCAUCAUUGCUUCCGCAUGUAUAUCCAACACCUGAAUGUGCCAGAACUAAAAGUUUUGAAUAAUAUAAAUAUCAAUGCGCUUAUGUAAUAGGAAAAUGAUCGGAACAAUUUUUGAAUUUCAUAAUAAACGAUCUUUUCUAUA